Ruditapes philippinarum (Manila clam) is the source of this 627-nucleotide messenger RNA. RefSeq names its product histone-lysine N-methyltransferase PRDM16-like. The coding region runs from base 1 to 627 and encodes 208 amino acids. Gene Ontology annotation, cellular component: nucleus. The record is from RefSeq and is a predicted model, not a curated record. Lineage: Eukaryota; Metazoa; Mollusca; Bivalvia; Venerida; Veneridae. The transcript has 4 exons.
AUGUGGAUAUACAGGGAGGUAUCUGCUGGCAAAUUGAAAGAUCAAACUACUAUCGAUAGAAAUCUUUAUGUGUACAACAUGGAGAAUAUGUCCGGAAGUAGAAAGAGGGGAUACGGAAGGAAAUUGGACAGUAAUAUGUGUCACGUAUGUGAGAAAUUGUUGCAGUCACCUUCACAUCUCCGUAGACAUAUGUUAUCACAUACUGGAGAGAGACAAUAUUACUACUCUGUGAACGAUUCUAGAGGUACCGGAAAUGACGACAUUCAGAAACCGUCAUUGAAGCACGUGUGUCCUAUAUGCAGUCGACCGUUUCCAUCUUCUUCCGGUUUAUCACGUCACCUGCUUACACAUACAGGAGAGAAACCGUUUGAAUGUGAGGUUUGUGACAAAGACAAUGAAGUGUUAAUGGUUUCUGUAGACAAAGACAAUGAAGUGUUAAUGGUUUCUGUAGACAAAGACAAUGAAGUGUUAAUGGUAGACAAAGACAAUGAAGUGUUAAUGGUUUCUGUAGACAAAGACAAUGAAGUGUUAAUGGUUUCGCAAACGCAAGCUUAUGGCACAUUGCAAAGAAAUUACCUUCUCUUAAAUACAGUUGCCACGCACACAUUAAGUGGCAUUUUUAAAUAA